UAGAAAUGAUGAAUCUGCCGUGGAAAACGAGUAGAAAGAAAGGACGCAGCCUUGGUGAUCAGUUCUUAUAUAAGAACAUGGCCAUAGGAGGAAGAUAAGCAACCCGAGCGCUGUCAUGGCUUCUAACGGAUGCAGGCCCUCUCUUUCCAUCCAUGCCAUCGUCUCUCUCGUGCUUCUGCUGCUUGCUGCCGCUGCUUCCUGUCUCCCGGCUUCAGCAGCAGACAACCCAAAGCAGUCGAACAAACCUUCUCUGAAGACAGUGCAGAGUCCAGAUGGCGACAUCAUCGACUGCGUUCCCUCUCAUCUCCAACCGGCAUUCGAUCAUCCCAAGCUCAAAGGACUGAAACCCUUGGAGCCGCCGGAGAGACCCAAAGGCCGUAAGGCCAAGUCCAUGGCUGGUGGCAUCACCCAGUUGUGGAGAGCCUCCGGGGCGACGUGCCCACAGGGAACAGUUCCGAUUAGAAGAACCACGGAAGAAGAGGCUCUGCGAGUGAGGAAGUAUGCGAGGAAGCUUGAAGAGGGUGCAGCAGAAAAUCCCUUCCCUAAUCAUGAGUUUGCAAUUGGAACGGUGGAAGAUGAAAACUUGUACUACGGUGCAGAAGCCACCUACAACGUGUGGGCGCCUACGGUGGCCAACGAAGGCGAGUUCAGCGUAUCACAGUUUUGGCUCACUUCUGGCACUUACGCCACCAACCUCAACGCCAUCGAAGCCGGGUGGCAGGUUCUAUACGGAAAUAGCUAUCCAAGAAUCUUCAUUUACCGGACGGAUCAAAAUGAUGGGAACUGGUGGCUGGAUUUGAACUCCACCACGGUCGGCUACUGGCCGUCGUCCUUGUUCAGCCACCUCGCGGACAACGCAACCACGGUGCAGUUCGGCGGCUCGAUCGUCAACAACGGCCCUUCCGGCGUCCACACCGCCACCCAGAUGGGCAGCGGCUACUUCCCAGAGGAAGGCUUCGGCAGAGCUGCUUACAUUCGUAACCUACAAGUGGUGGACGCCACCAACACCCUCGUCCCGGUGCAGAGCCUCAACCUCACUGCCGAAAAGCCCAACUGCUACAACAUAACCAAAGGCGUCAACAGUGACUGGGGGAUGUCCUUCUACUUUGGAGGCCCGGGAAGGAGCGAUGUGUGUCCUUGAGCAACCGGAGCAACUCCUUUCUCAUCUACUGCUUUCUUCUCCGAUGGUUGUGCCUGUGUCUUUGUGUGGAAUAAUGGUGGUCUUUGUUGCAUUUGCUUUGGUCUAAUACAAGCAGAUCAUGAAUAUACUACAGUAAUAAAUGCGUUAUCUCAUUAAAGCAA
This is a messenger RNA of Musa acuminata AAA Group (dessert banana), 1302 nucleotides long. RefSeq names its product protein neprosin-like. The transcript has 6 exons. The record is from RefSeq and is a predicted model, not a curated record. NCBI's taxonomy places the organism in Eukaryota, Viridiplantae, Streptophyta, Magnoliopsida, Zingiberales, Musaceae. Bases 116 to 1141 code for a protein of 341 amino acids.